This is a messenger RNA of Hyla sarda, 3425 nucleotides long. RefSeq names its product centrosomal protein 78 (gene CEP78). Bases 163 to 2388 code for a protein of 741 amino acids. Gene Ontology annotation, molecular function: protein binding. The record is from RefSeq and is a predicted model, not a curated record. NCBI's taxonomy places the organism in Eukaryota, Metazoa, Chordata, Amphibia, Anura, Hylidae. The transcript is spliced from 16 exons. Gene Ontology annotation, cellular component: centrosome.
AAUCUGGGGGCGGGGCUCAGCAGGCUUUGGAGGACGGUUGGGAAACCAAGGAAACGGAACGCUAUGGGGGAAGCGGGAGGCGGUUAUUGUGUCUGCUGAGCAGGGCGGCUGGUCGGUGUGGAGCGGGCUUCAUAGCAGCCGAGCAUAAGUUAAAAGAGAAAGAUGAUUGAUUCUGUAAGAAUACGCCGUCAAGGGGCCAUGGACUUCAGAUCACAUUAUGACUACUUAUGUGUCUUACAAGACUCUGUUCCUUUACAAGCUGUGAAAACCAAUCUCCAACGAGGAACCCUCAGCUUUAAUGCAGACAGAGUAAAAUUAUCAGAUUGGCCACCCAUUCUUAAUACUCUCAAAAUUAACAAAAGUUUGACGUGUGUUGCUAUUAAAAGCUGCCAUCAACCCGGACUUGGAGAGUCAGAGUCUGAUAAAUAUGGAGUCCACUUUCGAAGACGAAUCCCAUCUAUCCGAUCUAAAGACAUGACCUUUCAACUAUGUAAAGCUCUUGCAGCCUGUUUGACUGUGUCCAGUUCUUUAAAACAGUUGGAGCUCCAUGGACUUCCUUUAAGGGAAAGAGAUUUAAUCAUCUUAGCAAAGGGCUUGGCUGCCUCGUCAUCCUUGGAGAGCUUGGCGUUACCAUAUUGUUCAUGUGGAGAUGAAGGUCUGAAAAUAAUUUGCAAAAGUGUGAAGAAUUCACCGACAAUCAUAGUAAUAGAUUUCACUGGAUGUAAUUUGACAUGGCAUGGAGCAGAAUGGAUCGCAAGUAUUUUAAAGCAUCAGGCAACAAGAAGGCACAGUGAGGCUUGGGCAGAAAGCUUAAGAUAUAGGCGACCUGAUCUUGACUGCAUGGCUGGAUUGAGACGAAUCUCCUUGAAUUGUAAUACACUUAUUGGAGAUAAAGGAGCAAAGGCAAUAGCAGAUGUACUUGGAGAGGACCUGUGGUUGAAAGCAUUAGACAUGCGUCAGUGUGGAAUAUCCAAUGAGGGUGCAACAGCAUUUCUUCACACGCUGCAAACGAAUACAACUCUGAUUGUCUUGGAUAUAAGAAAAAACCCUCUUAUUGACCAUUCGUUGCUCAAGACUGUUAUUGAAAGAGUACUUUUGAAUGCCCAUGACACAAAUUCUGAGUACAAAUGGUUUACUUCACCAUCUUCAAAGGAAGGGACUAAAAUGAAACGGUCAACAACUCUAAGAAAUGGACUAAAGGGAAAGAACACAAUCCGCAUUGGGUUUUGCACUAAAAAGACAGUUUCUGGAAGAAAAAGUACACCCAAAGAAUUAUAUGCACCUGAACCAAAGACUCCAGGAGAGCAAGGAUUCCUACCUUGGAGAACUGCAGAAAGAGCAAACAGACACAGGGAAAUGCUGUCAGACUCUACUCCUGAACGGAAAGGAACCCCGUUAAAAGUCUCCAUUCAUAGUGAAAGCUUCUCAAACAGUGAUGAUUCAGACAUUUCCUCAGACCUCAUUAUUCAAGAGCCUGCUGUGUGUGAGGUACUCAAUAAAAGCUGUGUGAAGAACUACAAGCGUUUGCAGGUUGCAUUGCAGGAAUGCCAAAUGAGGUUGGAGAAAGAAAGAAAAACAAGAUUAAGAGCUGAUGACAGGAUAAUGGAGCUGGAAGUUGAAAAUACUCGUUUACGACAAAUAAAUCAAACCUUUUCGGAGGCACUUGAAGCACGAAAUGUAACUUCUGUUCUCCUUGAGGAUGAAGGUGUUCUUGACAGCAUUGAAAAAUCGUUCAACAAAUUCCAUGCUUUCCUGGAUCUUUUAAAAGAUGCAGGGUUGGGACAGCUUGCUAGUUUGGCUGGCAUUGAUCAGUCAGACUUUGCCAUACCUGGAGAUCCUCAGUUGUCCUCUACAAUUGCAAGAGCUCAGCAACCUUCAUCUGAGAUAUUCCAGAAUCUACAAAAAACCUAUCUGGUUGAUCAGGCUGACUGCAGAGAAAAUAUACUUUCUCCCCCAGAUUCUUUAGGGAGAUCUUAUACAGCAGAUGUAACAGCUAACCCUCCACCAUGUGUAUCUGAUGAAAUUCAUGUCACCAGUGAGAUGAGCAAAGGAGAAAUGGGUUUUGAUCUUUCUACAAAGGAUGUAGAGACCUGCAAGAACAGCAUCACUGCCUCUGAACAGCAAAGUACCAAGUACCAAGAUGCAGAUGUUCUGAAAAAAUCCAACCUGUGUGACAGUAAAGCUGGUAGCGCGUGCUCUGCAUCAGAUUCCACCAGAAGCAGAAAAAGUCAUGCCAGUAGUAAUUCUAAGGAAUCAACUAGCAGUAAGCAUCAAAAACACUCUUCAAAAAGAAACCUUCCAAAAGGGACAAGCAGAGCUCCACUCGAUGAUUUAGGCAAUCAGGAUAGACACAAAACUUCAGUUUUCUUUGAUGCUAGUGUAGAAUGAGGAGUCUCUGGUAACUUUUAGCAAACAGUGGGUAAACUUAGAGAUACCAAGCCAAAAAUAUGAAAAAGUAAAGCAACACUAAUACAUUGAUUAAACACCAAUUAAUUUAUGUCAUUUUAUUAUGGAAAAUGGUGCCUUUAGCUGCAGAAACAAUUCAGAAAUACAAUACAGAGAUGAAUGGAGCCUAAAAUCCCCAGAUAUAUAGUCUUGUAAAACUGUUGGUAAAAGUUAUUCUUUUGUGUUUUGUGAAUAGUGUUUGCAAUAAAAAGAUGUUUUAAAUGGAUAUUCCCAUCUCAACUAACAGAAUUGAACUUGUAGGGUACAUCUAUCUAUCUGUCUAAUCUAUCUAUCAUGCCCCACACCUCUAGAUUGAAGUGGGGGUCUGUAACCCAGGAAACAAGCUGUUAACAAGAGAAAGAAAGCAGCAGGAAUAUCAAGAUAGGGAGACAAAUUUGAAAAUUAAUGAAUUUGCUAAAAUUUUGAUCUUGACAUGCCCUACAGGUCUACCUACAUUAAUUGAUACACUUAGGGUAGGGUCACACAUAGAGUAUACACAGUGUUUUUCACGCUAUGCAUCGGGAAAUAGGCUGCAUGUUCUCCUUUAAGCAGCCAGCACUGGUCCUGUAUGCACAGAGGUUUGGAUGCGGGCCCAUGCAUCAGUCAUGUCGGCAUGCUGGCCCCGCCUCCAAGUGUCACUGCACACCCAGGGCUUCUGUGGGGAGUCCCUGUGUGUUUGCUCAUAGGAGGAUACACAGCAGAGUGUAUUUCCUGCUGCGCAGCUGAUUUUGCAAAGUGUUUAAUACGCUGUAUAUAGGCAGUGUGUGGCACUACCCUGUGUCAAAAGCAAUCAGAUGAGCAAUAAAUACUUUUAUAUAUUGUUAGCUUUACGUUGUGCAUAUAUUUGUUUGUCAUUAUAUUUUAUAUUUAUGACAUGUAAAAAAAUCAUUUAGUAACCAAAUAAAGUUUUUUAAUGGUUUUAUAAUUAAAUAAAAUCUACUAUAUUGAAUUGCAUUGUUAAACGAUUGUAAAAGAAGAAA